AUGUCGCUGAACCGCGUAGCAUCAGUCGAGACGUUCCAGUUCCUUCCUCAAGCGCAGGGCUCGAGACGAGGCAGCGAUGCGUCGAGCGUACGGGCCGGAAGGCUGACCUUCAACCCUCUACCCGACGAGUGGUAUCCCGCGGCGAACAAGCCCGAUACUGUCCUUGCAGUCGGUGCUUUUGAAGUUCCGCAAUGGAAGAGAAUCCUUCAAGUCGUGGUCGCGGUAUUCUACUGCCUCUUUGCGGCCGGUGUUGCUUUCGGCUUCGCGGCACUGAAGCCGGUUCUUAAACGUGAAGGCGCCUACGGCGACAUCUGCUCCGCCGACGAUCCCAACACGGCUCCAGACGACACAUGCGUUGAGAUCCAUCUCAACUUGAUGUUCACAGUAGCGGCCGUCGGCACCAACAUCGCUGCUCUGCCUGUCGGGGCCCUGCUUGACCAUACAGGACCUCGCGUUUGCGGAAUCGUGGGCGGCUUCUUGCUGGCCGUGGGCUCGCUCCUCAUGGCAUAUGCUAAGAGUCUGCCAUUCGACGGUUUCCUCAUCGGGUAUCUCGCGCUCGCUCUCGGCGGCCCCUUCACCUAUAUCUCAUCCUUCCAGCUGUCCAACGCUUUCCCCAAGCACUCUGGGCUCAUCCUCGCCCUCCUGACGGGAGCCUUCGACGCCUCCAGCGCGCUGUUCUUGGUCUACCGCCUCAUCUACCAGGCGACCGAGGGGACCUUUGGCCACGAAAAGUUCUUCAAAGUCUACCUGGUCGUUCCGCUCUUCAUAAUCGUCGCCCAGUUUGCGCUGAUGCCUAAGCAGUCGUACAAGACUGUGGGAGAGCUAGUCGAGCUCCAGGAGGAGACCGCCGCGGUGAACGACGCCGAUCCGGCGCUGUACGACGACCAGGUCGACGAGAACACGGCGCUCCUCCGGGAGGAACGCCGCCAGCGCGAGACCGUCGUCGCCGACAUCGAGCAGCUUUUGGGCACCCAAAGGGCGGACAAACAGAACCGCAGGGAAGAAGAGAAGAAGAACGAGACGUCGGGUAUCUGGGGCGUGAUGCACAACCGCACUGCAUUGCAGCAGAUCGCCUCGCCGUGGUUCAUACUCAUUUGCAUGUUCACCGUCAUCCAGAUGCUACGCAUCAACUACUUCGUCGCCACCGUCCGCGCCCAGUACGAGGCCAUAUUUGGCGACCACGACAAGGCCGUCGAGAUCAACAACUUCUUCGACGUUGCCCUUCCGGUGGGGGGCAUCCUCUCCAUCCCUUUUAUCGGCGUGCUCCUAGACCACACCAGCACUGUCACCGUGCUCGCCGCCCUUGUCACCACCGCGACCACCAUUGGCGUCUUGGGCGUCAUAAACAACACGUGGGCGGCGUACAUCCAGGUCUGCCUCUUUGUGCUGUACCGCCCCUUCUAUUACACCGCCGUGUCCGACUACAGUGCCAAGGUGUUCGGCUUCGAGACCUUUGGUACCGUAUACGGCACCAUCAUCUGCCUGUCGGGCCUUUUCAACUUUCUGCAGUCCGGGCUCGACGUCUUGUUUCACCAGACGUUCGGUGGCGACCCCGUACCGGUCAACGUCAUUCUGCUCUCGGCCGGCUUCGCCGUCGGCGUCAUGCUAGUCGGGUACGUGGCGGUCAAGGCCCGGAGGCUGAAGUCCAAGAUGCUGGAGCAGGAGGCUGAGGCCCACAACUGA
Molecule: messenger RNA, 1683 nt
Organism: Colletotrichum graminicola M1.001
Lineage: Eukaryota; Fungi; Ascomycota; Sordariomycetes; Glomerellales; Glomerellaceae
Product: major facilitator superfamily transporter
Exons: 2
Coding region: 1-1683 (560 amino acids)
Biological process (GO): transmembrane transport
Cellular component (GO): fungal-type vacuole membrane
Molecular function (GO): transmembrane transporter activity
Source: RefSeq, a predicted model, not a curated record